Messenger RNA from Equus quagga, 1857 nucleotides. RefSeq names its product cationic amino acid transporter 4-like. Gene Ontology annotation, cellular component: plasma membrane. The record is from RefSeq and is a predicted model, not a curated record. The coding region runs from base 1 to 1857 and encodes 618 amino acids. Gene Ontology annotation, biological process: transmembrane transport; amino acid transport. Gene Ontology annotation, molecular function: amino acid transmembrane transporter activity. The transcript is spliced from 4 exons. Lineage: Eukaryota; Metazoa; Chordata; Mammalia; Perissodactyla; Equidae.
AUGGUCUGGGGACUGCCGAGUGCCGCCAGCCUGACACGCUUCUGCCAGAAGCUGAACCGGCAGAAGCCACUGGAGGAAUCCCCCAGGGAGAUGUCACCACAGAGCCAUCUGACCACGCUGGACCUGACCCUGCGGGCUGUGGGUGGCACGGUAGGCUUGGGCCUCUACGUGCUCACGGGCACUGUGGCCAAGGGGAUGGCUGGCCCUGCAGUGGUCGUGUCCUUCAGCAUAGCUGCCAUGGCCUCCCUGGUGGGAGCCCUAUGCUACGUGGAGUUGGCAGCGCAUGUGCCCCACACGGGCUCUCCCUACCUGUUCACUUAUGUGUCCAUGGGUGAACUGUGGGCUUUUCUCAUUGGCUGGAACACGCUCCUUGGGCACCUCAUUACUGGUGCUGCUUUGGCCCGGGUCUGGAGCAGCUACGUGGAUGUCAUCUUCAGCCACCGUAUCCGCAGCUUCAUUGAGAACCAUGUGGGCAUCUGGCAGGUGCCUUUCCUGGCCCAGUACCCAGACUUCCUGGCUGCUGGCAUUAUACUUUUAGUCUCCACAUUUGUCUCCUGCAAAGCUCGUGUUUCUUCCUGGCUCAACCACACCUUCUCUGCCAUCAGCCUGGCUGUCAUCCUCUUCAUCAUCAUUCUGGGGUUUUUCCUGGCCCGCCCACACAACUGGAGCGCUGAAGAGGGUGGCUUUGUACCCUUUGGCUUCUCUGGCAUCAUGGCUGGCACCACUACCUGCUUCUAUGCCUUCGUGGGCUUUGGUGCCAUUGCUGCCUCCAGUGAGGAGGCCCAGAAUGCAAAGCGAACAGUGCCUAUGGCCAUCACCAUCUCAGUUGGUCUGGUAGCUGGUGCCAACAUCCUUGUCUCCACUGUGCUCACCCUCAUGGUGCCCUGGCACAGCCUGCACCCUUACUGGGCACUCGCUGAUGCCUUUCACCAGCGGGGCUAUAGCUGGGCAGCCUUCAUCGUGGCAGUGGGUGCAAUCUGCGCCAUGAACACUGCCAUACUCAACAUCAUUCUCUUCCUGCCUCGCAUCACCUAUGCCAUGGCCAGAGACGGGCUCUUCUUCCAGGUGUUUGCCCAUGUGCACCCCCGGAACCAAGUGCCUAUGGUGGCCAUCAUGGUGCUCGGGGUUCUCAUGGCUUUCCUGGCACUGCUGCUGGACCACGAGGCACUGGUCCAGUUCCUGUGCCUCAGCGCAAUGAUCACCCGCACUGUCGUGACUACCAGCAUUAUCAUUCUACGCUUCCGAAAGGCCCCUCCAGCCAGCUCUCAGGGCCCAGGCAGCCCUGUGGGCACCGAGCAGGCCUCAGCUCCUGAGCCCGGGCAGCUGCGACCAGCCCUGAGGCCCUACCUCCGCUUCCUGGGUGGGUGCAGGCCUGGAGCUGCUGUGACUUGGGCACUCGGUGUCCUGGUGGCCUCAGCCAUCACCCUGGACUGCGUGCUGGUCUUUGGGGACUCGGCCCUGCACCUCCGAACCUGGGGCUACACCCUGCUGCUCCUGCUCAGCUCCGCCACGUUUCUGCUCAGUCUCCUCGUCCUGGGGGCCCACCAGCAACAGCGCCGGCAGGACACCUUUCAGGUUCCCAUGGUGCCCCUGACUCCUGCCCUGAGCAUCCUCCUCAACAUCUUCCUCAUGCUGCACCUGAGCUACCUGACCUGGCUGGGCUUGUCCAUCUGUCUGCUGAUCGGACUCGCAGUGUAUUUUGGCUACGGCAUCUGGCACAGCAAGGAGAACCAGCAGGAGCAGCCGGUGUUGACUGCCCCACACGGCAGCCUGGAGGAGAUGGUGCCGGCCCUGCAGCCCCCUAGCCAGACACCAGCCCAAGAGUCCAGUUACACAGAGCAACCCACCAGUGCAUGA